GAGCAUGGAGGGACUUGGCACAUGGAAGCAGCUCAACUGGAUACGCAAAGGAAGAAGGGAGAAGCCAUCUUGAAGACCAGCUCGACCGUCCUACUCGACCAACCGGUCGAGUUCCUCAACUCGACCGGCCAAGCUUCAACUCGAUCGAGCUGAGAAGUCAACAGUCAAACCCGAAAAAUGUUGCUUCCCCCUUGACUUUCCUUUGA
Molecule: messenger RNA, 206 nt
Organism: Microthlaspi erraticum
Lineage: Eukaryota; Viridiplantae; Streptophyta; Magnoliopsida; Brassicales; Brassicaceae
Source: the annotation of a GenBank genome assembly